This is a messenger RNA of Nanorana parkeri, 690 nucleotides long. RefSeq names its product retina and anterior neural fold homeobox 2 (gene RAX2). NCBI's taxonomy places the organism in Eukaryota, Metazoa, Chordata, Amphibia, Anura, Dicroglossidae. The transcript has 2 exons. Gene Ontology annotation, biological process: positive regulation of transcription by RNA polymerase II. The coding region runs from base 1 to 681 and encodes 226 amino acids. Gene Ontology annotation, molecular function: RNA polymerase II cis-regulatory region sequence-specific DNA binding; DNA-binding transcription factor activity, RNA polymerase II-specific. The record is from RefSeq and is a predicted model, not a curated record.
AUGUUUUUGGACAAAUGUGAAGGAGAUCUGAGUGAUCUAAGAGGGGACAAUACACCAUCAUCAUGUCCUGUAGAAGGGGAAGAAGAUGAAAUUCCAAAAAAGAAACAUCGCAGAAACAGAACAACCUUUACUACCUACCAACUGCAUGAAUUAGAAAGAGCAUUUGAGCGUUCCCACUACCCAGAUGUAUAUAGCCGAGAAGAGCUUGCAAUGAAAGUUAGCCUGCCAGAGGUUCGAGUACAGGUUUGGUUCCAGAAUCGAAGGGCCAAAUGGAGGCGUCAGGAGAAGCUAGAGUCUUCUUCUGCCAAACUUCAUGAUUCUCCACUGCUCUCAUUUUCACGGACACCGAUAACUACUAAUAUUGGGCCACUUAGUUCAUCUCUACCCUUGGAUCCAUGGCUCACCUCUCCCAUUUCUACAGCCAGCAGUGUGCACAGCAUACCAGGAUUUAUAGCACCUUCUCAAAACCUUCAGUCACAUUACACUGGUCAUACUUUUCUCAACAGUGCACCUACAAUGACAUCUAUACAACCUCUCAGCAGUGGCCCCUACCAAUGCAUGGGAGGCUUUGUUGACAAGUUUCCCAUAGAUGAGCUGGACCGAAGUUCCAGCAUUGCUGCACUUCGCAUGAAGGCCAAGGAGCACAUUCAGACCAUAGACAAGACUUGGCAGCCUAUCUGACAACUGCAU